UGGCUCCGCCUCCCGCUGCGCAUGCGCGGGUCUCCCGGCAUUGGCCGGGGGAUCGAGGUUGCCUGCCCGUCCGUGCCUUGGGCCGAGCGUUGCUGGGCGUGCAGCGGCGUUUCGUGUAGCGCUCGGGGCUUCCCGGCCCGGCAGUGCUGAGGCGAGAUGAAGAAGAUCUUCGGCUUCGGAAGGAAGAAGAAGGGGGAGCCGCCGCCCCCCGGCAGCGCCGCCUCGCCGUGCCCCGCCGGUGCGUACGAGCUCCGCCAGAAGGAGCUGGGCAAGCUGCACCGCGCGGCCGCCGCCGGAGACCUGGCCCAGGUGCGGCAGGGGCUGAAGAAGCACGGCAUCGACGAGCGGGACAAGGCGCAGCGGACACCACUGCAUCUUGCUUGUGCAAAUGGACAUGCGGAUGUCGUUACGUUUCUAGUAGAAAACAAGUGUAAGCUAAAUCUUUUUGACAGUGAGAACAGAUCACCACUGAUGAAGGCAGUACAAUGCCAGCAAGAAAAAUGUGUGGCAAUCCUCCUAGAGCAUGGUGCUGAUCCAAACCUGGCAGAUGCUAGCGGCAAUACUGCCCUUCACCUGGCUGCUGUAGCUCCUAACACAUCUCUAGCAGGGACGUUAAUUGAGCACAAUGCCCAUAUCGAUGCUCAGAAUAAGGAGGGAUGUACUCCCCUUACUCUUGCAGUCUCUGAACAUCAUGAAGAGAUGGUAGAGCUUCUUCUUAAAAAAGGAGCUGAUGUUCAUGCUCGAGAUCAGUGUGAAAGAACCCCACUUAUGACUGCUGCAUCUGGUGGGGAGCUUAAGUUGAUAAAAGUUCUUCUUCGCUAUGGUGCUGAUCUUUCCCAUAAAGACACUAAUGGAUGGACAGCUGAGGAUUAUGCUAUUAUUCAUGGAUAUGCUAGUCUUAGUAAACAACUGGCAGAAUAUGCAGACUGGGAGAACGCAGGGGAAACUUCUGCAGGUGAUACCCGAGGCAUCCCAGUACCUAUGACUCCUCACAGGGCAAGAGCUGCUGGCUUUACACUGGGUGCACCCGCCGUGGACAGAGGAGGAAUGCAACAGUCUCCUAACCAGACAUCAGGAACAGGAGAAUCAAGGAAAGCAAUAGAUGACUUUUCCCAAGGAGACUCAAUAAGAAGUUCUGAAAAAGAGGGCAGUAACGACAGUUGGCAUACUUCUGAGGAAGAAGAGCUGGAUUUUACCCCCAAGAAGCCACAGAAGCCAAACUUGACAAUGUUAAUGAACGUUUCCCAGAAGUUCAGGAAAAACAAUGAUGGUGAUGGUUCUAGAAUUGAAAGUCCUAAGUCACAGAAGAAAGGCCUUACACAAAAAAACCCAACAGGUGCAAACCUGAACAAAGGAGACUGUGGAGGAUUGUUCAGUCAAGAUGUCUCAGAUUCAAGCAACCUUGAAGAAGAUGAAUUGGAGGAAGAGGAAGAAGAGGAUGAAGAAGAUGAAAAUGAUGAAGGAGAUGACGAUGAGGAGUAUGAAGAAGAAGAAGAAGAAGGAGAAGAUCUUACACAAGACGAGAAGGAGGAAGAAGACUUGGAAGAUGAAGAAACUCAAUCUAACGACAUAAUGGAAGAGGAGCAGAGGGGUAAAAUAGAACCUAAGGCAGAAAUUAAUCAGAAAUUGGGGUAUCUCAGUAAUGUUAAGAAUGAGGGAGAUGCUCAAUGUGGAGCUGGAGAUGUCUCCAGUGAUUAUCAGAAAAUAUGUAAAGAACUUGAUGAAAAGGUGGAGGAAUCUGUUGAUACUCCUGUGUCUUUUAUAGCUGGAUGCUAUGAAAAGUUGCAAGAAAAUAUAACAGCCAUGUCUCCAAAGAGAAUGAAUAACGAAGUAUCUUAUGAGUCAGUACCAAAACAAGCUGUCCUUCAAAAUCUAAAUAAUUUGCAAGAUAAACAGGAAAGCUGCAGCAAGAAAAGCAUGAUUCAGAAGUUUCACAGAAAUACUGACUCCUGUUUGGCAGACUCUGAAACAACAGACUUGAAAAAAGAGAUACCUCAGCCUCUCUCAAAUAUUGGUGAUCUUAAGGAGAAGAAGUUAAGUUUCAGCAAUGGCUUCAAAAGUAGUAGUGGUUCUUGGUCAGCAGCGGAAAACCAAAAGCUUGAAAAUCGAAGACCAAAUUCUGUCAUGGAUGAUGAAGAUGCUGAAGAAGAGCAGUAUAAAGAAAGAGAUAAUAAAUUCCAUGAAGCAUUGAAACAAGAAGGUGAAAAUCCAUGCAUAAAUAGAUGUGAAGAAAAUCUAAGGGCAGCACUUUCCUCAAGCACCAAAGAAGAGUCACUUAAAUGGGAAGAAGAGGAAAAACAGGAGAAGGAAGACACUGUUGGAGAGCUGCAAACUGCAGCUUUUGAGGGUGUGAAAAAUUCUGUUGUUAAUAAUAACCAUCAAGUUCAUAAUGCUUCAGAAGACACUGCUAAUGAGAGAUGUACCCUGCCAGCAGUAGGAACAGAGCAAGAGGAAGAGUCUGAAUCUCCCUGGGAUUCUGAGAUUGUACAGAUGGAUUCUGAAAGUCCGAGGAAAGUAUCACCUGGUGUGUUGCUCCCAGCUGCAGAUGAACAUGGAGUAUGCUUGCAGAGUAUUUCAGGGGAGCCCAGUAAUGGCUUUCCAGAGAAACCCAGUAAUUUGCAGUUGAAGGUUUCCACGUCACUUUUAGAGAUGAAUGAAACAUCUUCAAAAAAAGAAAGGCAGAAAUCAGAUCUACUGGAGGAAUUUAGUUUAGGAGAUGUAGACGAUAUUGAAGGUGAGUGCUCAGAAUCUGUCUUUCAUGUGUCGUCAUCAGCUGAAAAAGAGACCAUCAAUGAUGCCACUGAAAACUACGGAAGGCAGGAUAAAUAUAUUUUAGAAACUACCAACUUGAUAGAAAAGACAGCAAUUGAAAAGCAGACUGACAAAGGAGAGAUUUCUCAUCAGGAAGCCCUAGCAGAAAAUGAGGAAUCCCACAGUGCUGACAAGCAGUUAAGUCUAAAACCGUGGGAAGAAAGAUAUGAAAGAAUGUGGGUUGAAAAUGAGAAAAGGGAAUUGAAAACAAAUUUUAAAAACAUUACAGCAGAGCUGAAGCAGCUGUUUGGUGAAAUUAAUGAAUCUGAGAAAUCUACGUCCCUUGUGGCAAAAGUGUCAGAAGAUAACUUCAAUGAAGAAUUGAAGAGUUUUCGUGUUUCAUCUUGUGUGACAGAAUCAAGUAAUAAGUUAGAAAGUGAAGGUGAAUUUGGAGAUAUGAAACUUAACGUAGACCUAAAAGAACCCAAAAGAGAAAUUGUAAGUCCAAGUCUCAGUGUCUUUCCUGAUCACAAUAACUUAAAUGCAAAUGUGGAAAAUACCUGGAGUACUGAUGAAGAAGACUGCACUAAUUACACAGAUAAUACAAAAGUGCCUCUAGCAAAAGGAGAGGAAAUGGAAGAGAAUGAGAAUGGGAUUAGUAGAAAUGUAGAGAGAAGUCCUGAAUAUUCCCUGAGACAUUGUUUAAAAACAAAUAUUUUGGAUGACAUUUCUAAUAUUCUUCCAAAAAUAAGACCUAUUUCCACAAACGAUGAAAGUGCGCUUGGUUUUAUAAGAGAGAAGAAAUUUGGCACAGACAUCUAUCUUAGUGACAACAUUUCCAGAGACUACCUUAUCAAAAACAAGGAAAUAGGAGAAACGGAAAUUGAAAAUCUUUUUCCACACGCUCAGCAAACUUGUGGCGUGCUGAAAAGCAAUCUGGAUGAAGAACUAAAACAAGAUGUGGAAAGAUUUAAGAGUAAGGUUGAGAAGGAAAAAAGGAAGCAGAAACAUUUCAAAAUGCAAGCAGUGGAGAAACAGGAAGAUCUUGAUAAAUUAAGUACACCAGCAGGCAAUAUUACCAGUCAACCACUGAAAGAAAAGCUUGCUGUAAGGAAGAAUGAAAAAAAAACUGAGAAUGAACAAAUGGUAGAAGAAAAAUGCACAAAGAAUUUUUCAUCCGAGGAGAGAUCAAAAUUCAUUGAAAUACCAAUAAAAGGUAAAUCUGUUCUGAACCCAAAAGGUGUGAAGAAAAAUGAGAAUAAAAGGCAGUCUUCAAAGCAGAAGGCUAAUCAAAAGAUUCAAGUAAUGGAUGAUAGCACUUUCAGUGAAACAUCUCAAGAUGAAGAAAGACCUGCAACAAAAACAGGGAGCGAAAAGAACAAGGUGAGCAUCCAAAUGGAUGUUACUGAUGACCUUGAUUUAACACAGUCAUCUGAUACAACUACAGAGGAUGCUGAGUUGCCAACUUCAACCUACAAAGAAGCUAUGUUGCUAUUAGAACAGCUUAGUGUGGAUCAUACAGGUUCUGCUAUUUUGCUGAAAAUUCAAAACAUACUUCUUGAAUAUGAACAGAUAAUAGAUCGUGAAAAAAACCGCUAUACAGCUCUCUAUAGAGAAGUCAGGAAAUUGGAAAGUGAAAGAGAGGAGUCACAAUUAAUAGCAGAAGAGACUCAAGAUUUGAAAUCCAUAUUGGCUCACCAAGAAGUGGAAUUGAAAAGUGACAUCCAAAGUCUUAAAUUUUCUUUGAAACAAGAAGAGGAAAAGAGGCUUAGAGCUGAAAUGCAGUAUGAAAAAAUGAGAGAACAACUAAGGAGGAAAGAGGAUCAAUAUUGUAGAGAGAUAGAGGAGAAACAACAACUUGAGUUGCACGCAAGGAAUUUAGAAACAGAGUUAAUAACACUGAGAAAGCUCUUGAAACAGAUUGAAGAAGAGCGUGAUGAAACACAGAGACAGCUCUCUCAGGAAAAGAGUGCUAGAGCCCUACAGGAAGGAAUUUUGAACAGCCACCUGUGGAGACAGAAGGAGCUGGAAGAAGAGACAAUAAAAGCUAUAGGAAAAAAAUCGGAGGAAUCUGACACUAAUGACAGAGAAAAGGAUCUGUUGUACAAAAAUCAGUUACUGCAAGAAGAGAUUGCUAUGCUAAGACUAGAACUUGAUCAGGUGAAACUUAGGCACCAGGAGGAUGAAGGAAAAUAUUUAGAGGAAAAUGAAACUCUGAAAGAAAAAAAUGAAGAUCUUAAGAAGGAACUUAAACUGAAUGAGGAAGCCUUAACACAAACAGUAUUUCAGUACAAUGGACAGCUGAAUUUACUCAAGACAGAAUCUGCAAUGCUAACUUCUAAGCUUGAACAGACAAAAGAAAGCAAAGACAGACUGGAAACAGAGAUUGAAUCAUUCCGCUCCCGCCUGAACGCUGCUGUUCAAGAUCUCGAACGUCAUCAGUCACUGAAAAGUGAUGUUGAACGAACUUUUCAGAGAGAACGUGAUGAAUGGCUUCGUGUACAAGACAAGCUCCAUCAUGAGCUCUCUGAUGUGCAAGAAGCCAACAAGAGCUUGUCUCAGCAGCUGAGUAAAAUGGAAAGCAAAGCUAAUGGUCUCGAAAACGAACUUCACCAAUCGAAACAAACACUUCGAGAAAAAACACUGCUUUUAGAAAUGACACAAAAAGAAUUAAGUCAAGCCCAGUGUCAGGCAAAGGAAAGUGAUCAUGCUCGGCAACUUGAGAAAGAUCAAGUCAGCAAAUUUAUGAUAAAGCAGGAAUCUAUGCAGGAACGAUUGGCCCAGUUCCAAAGUGAAAACCUUUUACUCCGUCAGCAGCUGGAAGAUUUGCAGAACAAGGGGAUCAUCAAAGAAAAGGUUGUGAAUGAUGUCCAGGACAGGUUUAAUGAUAUUUUCAAUAAACUCAGAGCUGAUACUGAAAAGCAAGUUUACCUCAUGGAAGAGAGAAACAAGGAAUUAAAUACCAAGUGUACUGAUUUAAGGGAACAAGUCUUUAAAUAUGAGACUGACAAAGUAGAAAGAGAGGGUGUGGUCAGACAGCUGCAGCAGGAGCUUGCUGAUGCUCUUAAAAAGCAGUCUAUGUCAGAAGCUUCACUUGAAGUUACUACACGGUACCGCAGUGACCUUGAGGAAGACAAGUUGCGCUUGCAAAAGGAAUUGGACAGGGUUAAAACCAAGUUACAGGAAUCUGAAGAACAGCGUAUUCAGUCUGAGCAUUGUGUUCAUGACUUGAAGACUGUCUUAGAUAAUAAGGAAAGAGAAGUAUCAGCUGCUUCUCAGAAACUGCAGGACCUUCUGUUAGCAACAUCUGGAACUAAUACUACUAUAAAACAACUGGAAGAACAUGUGCAACGACUUGAAAUUGAAAAUGCCAGAUUGGAAGCCACUACCAAACAACAAACUAAUAGAAUUGAAGCUCUUCAGAAGGACCUGCAAGCCUCUGCCUCAGUUCAUAAUCGCCUAGAGGACUUGAUAACUGGCUUACAGACAGCACAGGCAACUGCAGAAGAACAUCAACAUCAGCAGAUGCAAAAGCAGAAUAUGCUGGCUGUGACAUCAAAAGACUCGCGCAAUAUGUGGGAGGAAGAAUGGAAGUCAAGAGCGCACCUUGAAGAUCGUCUUGCUCAACUUGAUAGGGAAAAAGCUGAGCUCUUGGAACAGUGUGAGAGUGAGAGAAAGAAAGUGAAGAAGCUGGUAGAGUUGAAACGACCAGUUGAAGCACGUCUUGACCAGGAAAUGAAAAGAAACAUUGAACUGCAGAAAGAAUGUCACAGGUGCAAGAGGCUUCUGAACAGAGCUAUGAAGAAACUAAGGAUGCAUGAGGCCAGAGAAAGAGAGUCCCAAUUUAAUUUCCAGGGAGAAAUGAAGAACAGGUAUUCUGAAAUGGUGAAUGAAGUUGGCAGAUUAAGAACAAAGGUUACUGAACUUUCUCAGCAGCUGGAGUUAGAGUCUAAAAAAUGCAUCCAGCUGGAAGCACAAAACCAGGAUUUGCGAGAAGAGUUGUCUGCACUGCGUGGGAACCAUGAAAAACUGGAGAAGAGCAAAUGCCAGCUGAAGGAAGAGGUGGCAAACCUCAGACAUCGCUUGGAGACUAAUAUGGUGAAUCACAGCCAAAUAGAACAAUAUAAGAAAGAGAUGGAAGAACGAGCUGGACAAGAAAUCAGACAAAAACUACAAGAAGUCAAUGUGUUUUUGCAGACACAGGCAGCCUCCCAGGACAGGUUAGAACAAAUCAGAGCCAAUCAUCAUGCCUCACUGAGAAACCAGCUAAAGCACAGAAUUAAAGAUCUUGAGUGUGAGUUGGACAGAAUAAAAAACACUCAACAAGACAGUAUUUUUCAAAAAGAAUCCACGCAGGCAGAAGCGGAAAAAUACAAAGAAAUGUAUCUGGAAGAAGUAAAAAUGAGAAGAUGCCUAGCAAAUAAGCUGGAAAGAGCUAAUGAGAAACUAGCAGAGGCCAACGCUAAGCUCCUUCAGGAGCGCCAUAGAAGCAAAUCUUUAAUUGCAAGCAGCAUUGUCAGUGGAGGUCUGUCUGCAAGUCCAGUUCUGUAUUCAACUGAACUGGGACAUCUUGGCAACAAUUUGGCACUGAACAGAAGUCUUAGCUUAGGAGGAAGCUUCCUAGGCACAGCUGGGAAUGCGUUAUCAUCAAGAAACAAGGUUGAAGCCUACAUGGCUAAGAUACGGAGGGAACUGGAUGAAAAAAUCACUAAAGAACUUGAACAAGCCACUGCUGAACUUGAAACUGGAUCUGCUGGAGCUUCUCCAGUGGUAUCUACUGAUGGAUCUUCAAAAAAUCUCAAUGUUGACCAGGAUCCCCUUUGCAGAGCAAUACAGGAGUACCGUGAUGUUUUAACCAAAAAUUAUCUGAUCUAAACAAAAAGGCAAAGGGAAAAGUACUGGAAAUUAUUUUGUUUACAUAGCAUGUCUAUAAUUUCCCAUCCUGCAGCUCAGAUGUGAAAACAUCUUUAUUGUAGUUUUAAUAUAAAUUCUAAAUGUAUUAAAUAGGUAUCAAGCACUCUGCACUUACCUGUUGGUCACUGAGGUAUAGUUGGUUUAUUUUGCACUCAGAAUAAGAACCAUAUCUAUUUUUUCUUACUAUCAGACUGAGUAAUAUCAAUUAUUGAACUUGACAGAACUCUCAAAGUGUUUUUGAUUAAAAUAGAUGCGUUAUUUUGCUCCACUCGUGUUCCAUGUUUUAGCAAAAGCAUUCCCUUUGUUCUGUUUCACUGUUUGUGUUAGUGUUUCCAGUGUUAUUUUGAUGCUUAGGAGGUUAUUUGGUUGGCUUUCUGCCAGCCGUUUCAGUCCUGAUGCUGUGAAUUUCUGCUGAUUAAGUGGAAGUCUUGCCAGUGUUGAAGCUGGAGAAGAGUGCACUUUACAUUGCUGUCACUUUUACGCACCUUGGGUUUAAAAAUACUGUGAGUGUGUAGUAGCGCCAAGAAAGCUUUAAUGUGAUCGUUUUGGUAUCCACGCUGGAUUUUGUAUUAGAAUUUGAUUCAACUUUAGACAUUCAUAGGUGCUAGAUCAACACAUGAUGAACCUGAGGCAGUUCAUACUGGGAAGAAGGAAAAUUAGUAUUUCAGCCUUCAGUCCAGUCGGUACUUAACGCUAUUUGUGUGAUGGGACAACUUUUUGUUGCUGCUAACAGCUGGUGAUAAAGUAGCUGCAGCUCAGGUGAAGGGUAAUGCUGUGGGACUUUGUGUCUCUAAGACAAGCAGUUUAGCUAAUUUCAGGAAGUUACCUGAUACUGAAGAUCUGCAGUAGUCAUUCCUUGUCUACAAGAUUUGCUAGAAUAUUAUACAACAAAUGAAGUCAACAUUCCAGAGACAUAAGAACGGUUAUAUUGAGGCAAAUGAAAACUGGAAAAAAUAUUUUUACCCACUAAUUUGACAGCUUGAGUUAACAGGCAGUGAGGAGCAGCAGUGAACGUGGUUGUGACUCUCUGCUCCUUUUUAUAUGAAUACAAUUUUGUGACACUAAUGCACUGCAUUUAAUUCCAGGUAUUAUGUUCCAACUUGGUAUUUAAUAAACUUUCAUAUCUAGUA
Messenger RNA from Numida meleagris (helmeted guineafowl), 8795 nucleotides. It is a transcript of the gene ANKRD26, whose product is annotated as ankyrin repeat domain 26. The record is from RefSeq and is a predicted model, not a curated record. The coding region runs from base 157 to 7626 and encodes 2489 amino acids. Gene Ontology annotation, molecular function: protein binding. NCBI's taxonomy places the organism in Eukaryota, Metazoa, Chordata, Aves, Galliformes, Numididae. The transcript has 39 exons.